AUGGAGGGCCUCUUCUUUAAUGUGAAUGGCGGAUUCGUCGAGGGCAUUGUUCGAGGAUAUCGGAACAGCCUUCUGACCGGCCAGAACUACUCCAACUUGACACAAUGCGAGACCAUUGACGAUGUGAAGCUGCAGCUUGGCCCGGCUUAUGGCGACUUUCUUGCCUCUCUUCCCCCGAACCCCUCCACCUCCGCCCUCGCAGGCAAGAUGACCGACAAGCUGGUCUCCGAGUUCCGAUACCUCGUCGCACAGUCCGUCGGCUCAACUGCCAAGUUCCUUGAGUACUUGACGUAUGGCUACAUGAUCGACAACAUCGCCCUCCUGAUUACCGGUACCCUGCACGAGCGAGACACACGGGAACUCCUGGAGCGAUGCCACCCGCUGGGUUGGUUCGAGACGCUGCCGGUGUUGUGUGUCGCAACCAACAUCGAGGAGCUGUACAACUCGGUGCUCAUCGAAACCCCCCUCGCUCCGUACUUCAAGGGCAGCCUGAGCCACCAUGAUUUGGAUGAAUUGAACAUUGAGAUUGUGCGCAACACUCUGUACAAGAACUAUCUGGAGGACUUCUACAACUUUGUGCAAACCCACCCAGACUUCUCUGGCCCGACCCAGGAGAUCAUGUCAGAGAUCUUGCAAUUCGAGGCCGAUCGCCGCGCUAUCAACAUUACCCUCAACUCCUUCGGCACUGAGCUUUCCAAGCAGGAGCGGAGGAAGCUCUAUCCCGAAUUCGGCAACCUCUAUCCCGAGGGUAGCUUGAUGCUCUCCCGUGCCGAAGAUGUCGAGGGUGUUGCCUUGGCUGUCAGUGCUGUCUCCGAUUACAAGAGCUUCUUUGACGCCGUAGGCCUGAGCCAAGGUGGUGGCGGCCUCGGUGGAAUGGGCGGAGGCCCUGCCGAUGGUAAGAGUCUGGAGGAUCUCUUCUACCAGAAGGAGAUGGAGAUGUCCAAGUUUGUGUUCACCCGACAAUUCACCCCGGCGGUGGUCUACGCGUGGAUGAAGCUUAAGGAGCAGGAAAUCCGCAACGUAACCUGGAUCUCGGAGUGUAUUGCCCAGAACCAGAAGGAGAGAAUUGGAAACUUCAUUUCCGUUUUCUAA
Messenger RNA from Penicillium cataractarum, 1092 nucleotides. Its product is annotated as H(+)-transporting V0 sector ATPase subunit d. The transcript has 4 exons. Gene Ontology annotation, cellular component: proton-transporting V-type ATPase, V0 domain; fungal-type vacuole membrane; vacuolar proton-transporting V-type ATPase complex. The coding region runs from base 1 to 1092 and encodes 363 amino acids. The record is from RefSeq and is a predicted model, not a curated record. NCBI's taxonomy places the organism in Eukaryota, Fungi, Ascomycota, Eurotiomycetes, Eurotiales, Aspergillaceae. Gene Ontology annotation, molecular function: proton-transporting ATPase activity, rotational mechanism. Gene Ontology annotation, biological process: vacuolar transport; proton transmembrane transport; vacuolar acidification.